Molecule: messenger RNA, 3770 nt
Organism: Morone saxatilis (striped sea-bass)
Lineage: Eukaryota; Metazoa; Chordata; Actinopteri; Moronidae
Gene: ddx23
Product: DEAD (Asp-Glu-Ala-Asp) box polypeptide 23
Biological process (GO): mRNA splicing, via spliceosome
Cellular component (GO): catalytic step 2 spliceosome
Molecular function (GO): RNA helicase activity; RNA binding; ATP binding
Source: RefSeq, a predicted model, not a curated record
AUGGCAGCUGACUCCACAGACAAGAAGGAUGCUGAAUCUUCAGGGACCAAAGACCGAGAGAGGAAAAGCAGCCGGUCACGAGAGCGCGAACGUAAACCCUCACCUGCACGCAAACGCCAUCGCUCUCGUGAACGAAAUCGCUCUAAAUCUGCUGAACGAGACCGACGCAUGAAAGACAAGGAUAGAGACAAGGAACGUGACCGAGAUAAGGACAGAGAGAGGGGCCGGAAGGACAGAGAUGGCCAUCGACGUGAUAAAGACCGCAGCAAGAGGUCCAGAAGUCUGUCACCCAAAUCUAAGGAUGCCAAAUUAAAGAGAGACAGGGACAUAAAAACAGAAGAGGAGGAAGAUGAGAAAAAGAAGAAAGAGAAGGUUCAACCGUUGUCUCUGGAAGAGCUUCUCGCCAAGAAGAAGGCAGAAGAGGAAGCGGAGGCAAAGCCCAAGUUCCUCUCCAAGGCAGAGCGAGAGGCCGAGGCUAUAAAACGGAGGGAGCAACAGACGGAGGAAAGGAGGAGGUUGUUGGAAGAGGAGAGGAAGAAAAGAAGGAUGUUCCAGGACAUGGGGAGAAAAAUGUUGGAGGAUCCCCAGGAACGGGAGAGACGAGAGCGAAGAGAGCGAAUGGAGCGGGAGAACAACGGGAAUGAAGAUGAUGAUGGACGACAAAAGCUCAGAGAGGAGAAAGAUAAAAGCAAGGAACUCCACGCCAUCAAGGAGCGUUACCUCGGUGGGCUCAAAAAACGCCGGAGAACUCGUCACUUGAAUGACAGGAAGUUUGUGUUUGAGUGGGACGCUUCUGAAGACACUUCAGUCGACUACAACCCGAUUUACAAAGAAAAGCAUCAUGUGCAGCUGUACGGACGAGGCUUCAUCGCUGGCAUCGACUUGAAGCAGCAGAAAAGAGAGCAGUCACGUUUCUAUGGUGACCUGAUGGAGAAAAGGCGAACGCUGGAAGAGAAGGAGCAGGAGGAGGUACGACUGAAGAAGAUGCGUAAGAAGGAAGCCAAGCAGCGCUGGGACGACAGACAUUGGUCUCAGAAGAAGCUGGACGAGAUGACGGACAGAGACUGGCGAAUCUUCAGAGAGGACUACAGCAUCACCACGAAGGGAGGAAAGAUCCCGAACCCCAUCAGGAACUGGAAGGAGUAUUCGCUGCCUGCACACAUCGUGGAGGUCAUCGACAAAUGCGGCUACAAGGAUCCGACACCUAUUCAGAGGCAGGCCAUUCCUAUUGGUUUACAGAACCGUGACAUCAUUGGUGUGGCUGAGACGGGUAGCGGUAAAACGGCUGCUUUCCUGAUUCCACUGCUGGUCUGGAUCACCACCUUGCCAAAGAUUGAAAGGAUUGAAGACUCAGAUCAGGGUCCUUAUGCUGUGAUCUUGGCCCCGACUCGUGAGUUGGCGCAGCAGAUUGAAGAGGAGACCAUAAAGUUUGGUAAACCGCUCGGCAUCCGCACAGUGGCUGUGAUCGGAGGAAUCUCCAGAGAGGACCAGGGCUUCCGUCUCAGGAUGGGCUGCGAGAUUGUGAUCGCCACCCCUGGUCGUCUGAUCGACGUGCUGGAGAACCGGUACCUGGUCCUCGGCCGCUGCACAUACGUGGUCCUGGAUGAGGCCGAUCGUAUGAUUGACAUGGGCUUCGAGCCCGACGUCCAGAAGAUUCUGGAGUACAUCCCAGUGACCAAUCAGAAACCAGACACGGAGGAGGCGGAGGACCCCGAGAAGAUGAUGAUGAACUUUGAAUCUGGAAAACAUAAAUACAGACAAACGGUCAUGUUCACAGCUACUAUGCCUCCAGCUGUGGAGAGGCUGGCCAGGAGCUACUUGAGGCGUCCUGCCGUGGUGUACAUCGGGUCUGCUGGCAAACCUCACGAGAGAGUCGAACAGAAGGUCCUGCUCAUGUCGGAGGGAGAGAAGAGGAAGAAGCUCCUGGAGGUGUUGUCGCAUGGCUUCGAGCCUCCGAUCAUCAUCUUUGUCAACCAGAAGAAGGGUUGCGACGUGCUGGCCAAGUCUCUGGAGAAGAUGGGGUACAAUGCUUGCACACUGCACGGUGGCAAAGGCCAGGAACAGAGAGAGUUUGCGCUCUCCAAUCUCAAGGCAGGAGCCAAAGAUAUCUUGGUGGCCACAGACGUUGCUGGUCGAGGUAUCGAUAUCCACGACGUCUCCAUGGUCCUUAACUACGACAUGGCUAAGAACAUUGAAGACUACAUUCAUCGUAUCGGUCGUACGGGUCGUGCCGGUAAGAGCGGUGUGGCCUUGACCUUCCUCACCAAAGAGGACUCGGCGGUGUUCUACGACCUGAAGCAGGCUUUCCUCGAGAGCCCGGUCUCCACCUGCCCUCCGGAGCUGACCAACCACCCGGACGCUCAGCACAAACCUGGAACCAUCCUGACCAAGAAGAGACGCGAGGAGACCAUCUUUGCCUGAUUUACCUCCCCGGCUGUUAUCGUACAGAUUGUACUUUAUCCACUGAACACACGCCUAGGGGUUCAGACUGUUGUAUCUUUAUACAGAACACAUUUCUCUGUUCCGGUCUUCAGGUUUAUUUACACCCGUUUCUUUUGUUAUUUUAGUUCCUUGGCUCCUAUUGAGUCAGUCAGAGUAACACAUUGUUAACUGGUGCAGAAAUCAUCACAGCACUGGUUUUGGGAUUGUAAAGGCUCAGUUUAAACAUGUGUAAAUGUUUGUUUUUUGCUUCUAUAUAAACAGGAGCCAGAAUCAGUAACUGAUCUGCACUGUAUAAAUGUUACUCUUCAGUUAUCAAAUGUGAUAAAUACCAGCCCGGAUGUGAGUGUAGAUGAGUGGUUAAGUGCUAUAUUGAGCAUUUUUAUGAAUUCUCUGUCACCAUAAUUUGAGUUUCCUGACUGUUAAAGACCAAUGCCAGAAGUGACGGACAUUUCUUUUGCUUCAGAUCCAUCCUCUGAGUCAAUUCAGUGUUUUAAAUAUAAACAUUUGUAUGACGUGAAUACAGCAGAUUUAAGUAACACCUGGUUCGUAACUGUCUGAAUAAUUAAUGUGAAAGAAACUGUCUGUAGCAUUUUUAGUCUAAAAUCACUGUUGAGUUGUUCUGAUACCAGUAUUGGAAAUUCCUCCCAAAACUUCCUAAAAUGCAGUAUCGGGAAUCAGUGAGUACACGUGCACCGAUCCGAUGCCACUUAAUGGUGCUGCUACUAACCUUUUUCCCAGGAUGGUAAAGUCAGGACCUGCCCAUACUCAGAAUCUCAGGGUUUAACCUGAGUCAUAAAACAAUGACCGCAAUGAUACAGAGUUAUUAGUAUACGCUUAUCUAUUUUUUUAACGCACAUGUAUCAGAUCAAUACUCAAAGUUCAGGUAUCAGGAAGGAACAAAUGGUAUCGGAACAUCUCUAAAAAUGAUCAACCUCGGGAUGCAGAAAAGAGUUCAAAUCUUCAAAAAGAGCAAAUAUUUAGUGUUCACACACACAGGUGCAGGAUUAAUGUGGAGUUUUGAUUAAAAAAUUGUUUUAUCUGUUUAAUUCCUCGUUCAUAAACCAGUUUAAAAACACAAAUGGGUUUGAUUUUUCAAAAAAAGAUGAUACCUGAGUCUCACCUGUUCAGGUGUGUGUCCUGUUAGGAUGACCGGGGUCAACAGGUGGUGGGAGGUGAUCGGUGUCAUAUAAACAUAUCAAAAACAGAAAAUAAAGGUAAACGUUAACUCAACUAAAAAAACAUACUGUACAUAUUAUUAUUCAUGUACAUUGUUUUUAAUUUGAGUUAUCUUAUGAUGAUUAAUUAGAAGUAAUUAUGAACAAGCUCAG